GUCACUGAAAGAGCGAGAGAUGCCUAAUGAAAACGGAAAGGAAAAUUAUAUUUUUCCAUGAUCUUAAACUAACUAUCUAGCUAUUUCAAGUGGUAUUUAGCUAGAUAUUCCGGUUCAUGUUAUUGUUUUUAUGGAUAUGAAAACGUCCUGACAAAGAGAAACAGAGAACGUGAAGCUCGGUUUUGCUCAAUCACCCCUCUCUUACCGAAAGCAGAUAGAUAAUAUGGAAGAAGGGGCACAUUGAGGGAGAUCACACAAGCAAGACCUGCAUUCUCAAGCUCGCUGUAUCUACUGGGAUGAAUAUUCUCUUCAUAAGUGGAUAAAAUGCCCUGACUUCCAUGCAAUGGAGGGUUUAAGCUUCUCUAUGGGUUCAAUGGUGAUUCCCAAGACCUUGCUGCGCAUGCAAGGCUUUGGUGCAGCGGUCCUGGGGCUGAUGGUGUUGGUUACGAUGAUCACAGCAGGUUCACCUGCAGCAGUAAACUGGUCUUCAUUGGAUCCCACCAUGUUGGAAGAGUUUCAGGAAAAAGCAUCAAGCUGGACUGAAUCACCCUCAGCCUUAUUAGUUUCACACACUGAGGCCUCUGAGCACCCAGACGAGACUACAACUACAGCGCUGCCUUCACCUGGUCACCUACCACCUGAAUCUACACUAACACUUACUCAAUGGGGUCUUUCAGCUUUUCAGAACUCCAAAUCAUUGACUUCUAGAGAUCCCCUGCCCAUUGGUCCAGACCCUCUCUCCACUCCCCCUUUAAGCUCCUCAGAGCAUGUGAUUGGCCUUCAGCAACAACCUAAAGGCCCUACCAGACUCUCAAGGGAGCUGAAGCUCUCUGGUCCUAACUCAACCAUGGCAGUUGUCUCUCCAACCCUUGUUAAAGUACCACACCAGAAGCCUCUCGGACCACAGUCCAAUACAUCCACAACACCCUUGUAUUUCUCUACAGCCACCAGUUGGACUACAUCGGUACAGUUAAUUGUCCCAAACUCUAAUGAGAGAGCUCCAGAUGAACCUCCAUUAUUAUCCCCCAGCAACCAGCAAGACCCAUCAAAACAGACAACUCCUGCAUUUAUGACUUCACUUCCUGUUGGACCCCUCGACCAGCCUAGACUGCCUGUUGACGAUCUGGUAGAUGUAGAAGCCCAGUCAGACCAAGCCAGGCCAGAGUCUAAACCUAAUCCAGACGUGUCCCAGAGAUUAGGAGAUCUCUUGCUGGAUUCCAAACUGCCCCUAGAUCCCUCAAGUAGAUUAAUCUAUCUGGAUCACCUUCGCCCCAGCAGUGAGCUCAUGCAGAAGGACAAUGCUGUUCAAGAUAUCCACAUGCUCCCGAAACCAUCGCCUGAGAUGCAGCUGGCUCCCAGUUACGUGCCUUUUCUGAGCCCUCACACCACGUCCUCCUCGGCCGAGCCCACCAUGGUCCCUCCUGAGGACAUCUUUCCCACCAACACCAUGGAGGUGGACUGGGGCUCCGGAGACUUCAUGGAGACCAUGUCCUUCAUGGGCUCGGAAGGGGAUGACUUCUUCUUGGUCACCAACCUGCCCACGGACAUGUACGACCUGGAGGACUCCAACGCGGAAAGCUACGACACCUCCUUCCCCUCCAGGGUCGGCGUGUCCUUCUCCUCGAUGCGUCACAUGACGUCUUCACCUAGUCUCACAACAACAGUUUACAGCUCUAGUGUUAGAAGUGUGGCACCCACGUCCGUUCCUCUCUCCAUCCAUCCCUCUCCCAGUCACCCCACGCUCGCCUCAAGACAAACACCAACACCUCAAGGUGGUUUACCAGAAGCUUCUGACGUUGACUGGACAGAUAACUUCACAGUUGAACCAACAGACCUUCUCUUACCGGACAUGAACAGCCUGGAGUACUACACCAUCCAGCUGACCAAGGAUGACUCAGAAGAACACAGAGGCACUAACGUGACCACCACCUCCAGGCAUUUCUCCCUGAUGUCCAUCAGCACCACACACAUCAUGGCCACCAGCACCUUCACUGUGGACCUCAGCCAAAUGCUCACAGCCUUCAAUGGAGUGGAUGGAGUGGAGGUCCAGCCUUCUGACAACACUACCUGGAUCGAAGAGUCCUCCACUGAUAUCUCCAGCUCAGAGCCACUCAAUACGACCACAGCAGACACCACAGAGAUGACUCCUCUGAAUGUCUCAGUGCCAUUCCUGGAGCCUUCAGUAGCGCCAACCCCCUCCAUGGACCUCUCGUCCUCUCUGUGGGGUGUCACUGGUCAGGUGUCCUCCGGUGAAUGGACAAGCCCCGUGACCACCUCCAGUGUCGGACUGGACAGCAGCUCUGUCUUAGUGUCUGUGCAGCCUAGUGUUACGGCCUCUGAGACAGACAUCCAGUGGUACGUCUCUCCCACCACCACAGAGACGGCCCUCCUCAGCACCUCUCUCGUAACUCCUGUGAUGACCACCUCUAUCGCCUUCUCCCCAGUUCCCGGCCAGACAGAAUUACCACCCAAUAUCACUUCAGGCCCCACAGAACCAGCCACCAACGCCACCACCAUCCCCCCGGUGUCAGUCAUGGCUGACCAAGCCGUUGAUACUGAUAGUCCUGUCACAGCAGUGACCAACGACAGCCAGACUACAGUUAGCAGUGUAGACAUCUCCACAACUGAUCCUGCCACCACCACCACCACUACUACUACAACUAUCACCACUGAGGCCUCUACAACCACCUCUCUGGCCACCACCACUACCACCACCCUCUUAAACAGAACUACUACUAAGAGCCCUCCUACAACCAUAGGUCGCCAGUACCUCUGUAACGUCACCAAGCCUGUGUACUUUGUUAAAGUCGGUUUUCCGGCUGGGGCCACUGUUGGAUAUGCCAAAUCCCAAAUCCGAGAUGUCCUGAAGACUGAAUUCAAUAAGUCAAUUGAACUGCAGGUUGCUAAGAAUCCUCCAGACUUUGUGUUCCGGGCAGUGUCGGGUCCUGUGGUGUACACGGCCAUAUCAAUCAUCAACGCCCUGCGCCAGUCAAGUCGACGCUUCCUGUCCAUCUCACACUACUGGAAGGUACCAGACCACCAGUACCAGGUACACUCAGUACUGCAGUUUGUGCCCAGGCACAUUGACGUGCGCGUCUGCAACUUCAGCGAGCGCAUUGAGAAAGGCCUGACCAUGGCGUACGCCGAAGUGCGCCGGCGCUCGCAGGAGUCCACAAACUUCACUGUGGAUAUUGUGAACAUCACCAUGAACCAGCCAAGUAGUCAGCAGAGGGAGCCGGUGGACGUGACCUUCGCGGUGCGUGGCGCCAUCGGCUACCUGAAGGGGUCAGAGGUCAGCAACCACCUGAGGCUGCUCAACAUGGUGGAGUUCAGCUACUACCUGGGCUUCCCUGUGCUGCAGAUCGCAGAGCCUUUCCACUACCCGGAGUUGAACACCACCCAGUUGCUUCGCUCGUCUUGGGUUAGAACAGUGUUGCUUGGUGUGCUGGACCAGGGGGUGGACGAGCGGACCUUCCAGGCCAAGAUGGAACGUGGUGUGGCCCUGCUGCUAGGAGAGGUGCUGGGGGCGGCUAGGCGCACCAAGAGGGCCACCAGCGUGGGUAACCACAGUGUUCAGAUUGUGAGUACGACCAUGCUGGUGGGAGCGGACCACCCCCUGGAAAUUGUGUACUUUGUGGAGGGUCCCAGCGGGGAGCGGCAGCCUGCCAUCACUACAGCCAACAUGCUGAACCGCCUUGACGUGCAGAGGGCAGCCAUCAUACUGGGAUACAGAGUGCAGGGCAUCCUGGCUACACCUGUGGAGAAGGUGGCGGGGUACCCUCCCCCGGACACGGAGAACACCAGCAUGUGGAUCAUCAUCGGUGUGGUGGUGCCUCUAGGCGUGGUCAUCGUCAUCAUCUCCAUCCUCUACUGGAAGCUGUGUCGCACCGACAAGCUGGAGUUCCAGCCUGACGCCAUGACCACUGUCCAGCAGAGACAGAAGCUCCAGGCUCCCAGUGUGAAGGGCUUUGACUUUGCCAAGCUGCACCUGGGCCAGCACAGUAAGGAUGACAUCAUGGUAAUCCAGGAGCCUGGCGCCCCCGGCCCUCCCCUGCCCAACCCCAGCGCCAAGGAAGCCGCCUCGGAGAACGGCGAGUUCCCCACCCCUAAGUCAAAGGGGACCUCUGUCUCCUCCACCAAGGCGUCCCGCAGCGCACGCAGACGGGGAAGGAUCUCUCCAUCGGACGGGGACUCCAUGGUGAGCGCUGGGUCCAGUGAUCGUGAGAGGGAGUCAACCGAGGAGAACCUGAGAGCCAUCGCCACCCCAAACGACAGCAAGCAGGCCCGCAAGAUCCCCAUCAAUGUUUUAAAUGGGAAGAAUAGAAUUGGUCCUCCACCCAUGAACGGCCAUGACGAGCAGCUCUCGUCGGCCUCCAUCUUUGAGCAUGUGGACCGCAUGUCGCGCUCGGCCGACGGCACCCGCCACUUGUCCAAUAAGAUCCAGCUGAUCGCCAUGCAGCCCAUGGCCUUCCCAGCCCAGCACCACGGCGCCACUGUCAACGGUAACAACGGCAGAGGGCAAGAGACACACAACAUCUUCAACAAGGAGAUCCAGGUGGCGUUGAGGCACAAGUCUGAGAUCGAGCACCACCGUAAUAAGAUCCGUCUGCGGGCCAAGAGGAAGGGUCACUAUGACUUCCCUGCCAUGGACGACCUGGUGGACAACGGUCUGACCACUGACCCCAAGGACCAGGACCGUAUCUACCACAAGGCCCAGAUGCAGAUCGACAAGAUCCUUGACCCCGACAUCCACAUACCCUCGCUGUUCAUGGAGCCUAAAAAGAGUGGCAGGGGGAAGCGUUCUCCCAAGCAGAAGAAGAAGCACCAGCUGAACGGCAGCCUGACAGACGCAGACAAGGACCGCCUCAUCUCCAACGACAGUGAUGGCACCUACAGGAAAUACCCUGGCGUCAACAACGUGGCCUAUGUGUCGGACCCUGACCAGGCCCCAGAGUCCGGGACCCCCUCCCCCAACGACGACGUCUUCCUGGGCCCCAUCUCGCCCCCUCCGGGGCAUGCCCCUCCCCCUCCCCCUACAGCCCCCCAGCCCUCCAUUGAGGAGGCACGGCAGCAGAUGCACUCUCUGCUGGACGAUGCCUUUGCCCUGGUCUCCCCCACCUCCCAGGGCAGCACGGCCGGCCUCACCCUACCUGGUGUCAACUCCAACCUCCCCAGCUCCAGCCCCCCACCCCGCGGUGGAGCCCGCCCCUGGGGCUCGUCUUACCCAGCACUCAGCCCCUUCUCCUCGAGAUACGCUGAGUUAGGAAUGUCCCCUCCUUCAGUCCAAGGCUUACUACAGAGACAGGGCCAGGGCUCCAGCUACCUGCCACCAGGUGACCCAGGACACGUUGACCAGCUCCCCCCAGACAGCCACUAUUCCACCAGGGGCCUGUACACUGAAGACCUCCCCUUCUCUGCCAGGCCACGACCAGUAGGGGGCACCACAGGUGCCCAGUUCCAUCACCUGACCCAGAUGGGUCUUGGGAGCCGGGUCAACGGGGGAUACCCGGCGGGGGGUAGGGCCCCUCCAGGUCAGACUGGAGGUUCAGGGUGGGGACCGUACGCUGACGAUGACUUCAGACCCACCAGAGACCCUGUUCUUCUGGGCUACCCUGACUCCUCCUCCUCUAUGUUCCAGAUGCCUAGUAGAAGUGCACUAAGGGAGCCCUCUGCCACCCUGGCCCACCUGGACACCCACACCACCGGGUUCGGCUACCCUCCAGAGGAGUCCUCCUCUCCGCCCAACCACUCAUCUGCUUCCCUUAUCAAGGCCAUCAGGGAGGAGCUGCUGCGCCUCUCCCAGAAACAGCAAGCCGUGCCCAGCUACCACAGCUGAUCACAGACAGCCGCCAGAGUUAUUCUGACUCUUAACCUCUAAUACUACAUCCACCAGUCAUACCACUGCCCCUGCCUGCCUGCUCCAACCUAUCAAUGCUUCCCAUGGAAGUUCUGUUGUACAGGAGGAUAAAUACAAGACUGUACUGUCUUGGGGCGGCAGGUAGCCUAGUGUUUAGAGCAUUGGGCCAGUAACCGAAAGGUUGCUGGUUCGAAUACCU
Messenger RNA from Coregonus clupeaformis (lake whitefish), 6056 nucleotides. Its product is annotated as UPF0606 protein KIAA1549-like. The record is from RefSeq and is a predicted model, not a curated record. Lineage: Eukaryota; Metazoa; Chordata; Actinopteri; Salmoniformes; Salmonidae.